Papilio polytes (common Mormon) is the source of this 2454-nucleotide messenger RNA. RefSeq names its product dystroglycan (gene Dg). Gene Ontology annotation, biological process: muscle attachment; nerve development; morphogenesis of an epithelium. Lineage: Eukaryota; Metazoa; Arthropoda; Insecta; Lepidoptera; Papilionidae. Gene Ontology annotation, cellular component: dystroglycan complex; sarcolemma. The transcript has 17 exons. Gene Ontology annotation, molecular function: laminin binding; calcium ion binding. The record is from RefSeq and is a predicted model, not a curated record. Bases 280 to 2454 code for a protein of 724 amino acids.
GAAGUGCAGUAGCGUGCCGCGCGUCGUGGGUAACGGUCGUGUCUUCUCUCUUACCAGAUUGUUCGUGAACAAAGUGACGCUGUGUGAAUGGCCUCAGUAUCCAAAUUUUGUGUAGUGACAUAGUGCUUGGCUUUAAUAUAAACUGUGACAUUUUGCUGAUUUCAUCGCACAAUCUCAAGAUCUUAAUAGUUCCUGACAGACCGUCCGUCGCGACUAGACAAAUGAUCGGGCCGUGUUUAUGAGGUCACCGCGGCGCGAGGCUCAGUCGCGGACCAGGAGAUGACGCGCGCGCGGUGCUCGGGCAGCGCCCUGCUGGUUUUGCUGUUGGUGCUCUGCCCAUUGGCUAUCUCACGCAACGAUGACGACUUCGAUUUUGAUAACAAUGACGAGUUCCAGGUUGAACUGACAGCAAACCAUUCAGAAAUAGCAAAAAAUGGCCUAAGAAGAUUAUGGGGUGUUCCCGACACAUCGGCCUACGUGGGCCAUCUGUUCCGUAUGGAAAUACCCAAAGAAGCUUUCUCCGGUGACGUCGUAGCUUACAAGCCACAGCGCGCUCAGCUCGGAGCUCACACGCUCGCCGUUGUCGCGCACGGACACACGCGAGGGCUCACUGCCACAGACUACUUCACUAUAGAGUUUAUGGCACUUGAUGGGGACGAAUUUUCAAUGGAGCCGUACAAAGCGGAAUCAGUUCGAGGCCAGUCGGUGCUGAUGAGCGGCGCGGGCACGACGCAGCGCAAGCGCAGCGACGCCGCCACCGCCAUCUAUCUCAAUGUGGGGUGCGGCGACAGGCUGUGGGCGCGGCACAAGGUGCUGGUGGGCGGGCUGCGCGAGCAGGCGCGCGACGGCUCGCUGGCGCAGCUGCUGCGCCUGCCGCUGCUGGGCUGGCGGCUGCUGGCGCUGCGCCCCGCCGCGCCGCUGCUGCGCCCCAAGAGACAGUCAGCUAUAGACGGGUCGGGAGCGUACGACACGUACGACGGCGAGGAGGACGGCGCAGACUACAGCGGGGACUACGACGAUGAUGAUGACGACGAGGACUUCCCCAUCGACUCGCUCUCGGAGCCGACCGAGCCCGCCACCGAACACGCGCCGCGGGAACCACCCCCGCUACAACCCGAACCCGAACCCGAACCACAACCCCUCCCGCAACCGACCCCCCAAACCACAACCGAAACCCCCACUGCAGCCGCCACAGAGGAAACCACACCCGAGCCCGUCUCUACUAAUACGUACACAACAGAGGUAGUGAAAAUCACACCAUAUACUGAGGCGGUAUCGGAAUCAAGCGAAUCAAAUAGAAUUGAUUUAGGUAUUGAGGAAGCUCGUAAGUUCCUUCACUCGCCAGUCAUCAUAUCCCCGGAAGAUGUUCCGACUACCUCAGAACCAGAAAUGCAAACUGUAAUAAUACGAGCGUCCAACGAACUGCCGCCGGCGUCCUCGGAGCAGCCGACCAUGCCCACCGCGGUGACGUCACCUUCGCCCUCGCCCACCGACGCCGCGACCACAGAGACCACGCCGACUGUCUCCACCACGCAGUCCACCACAACUUCCACCACGACCACGACGACAACGACCACAACCACAACGACUACGACGCCCGCGCCGACCACCACCGCCCCGCCGCCCACCACACCGCCAACGACCACGCCCCUCAUUAUCUCAACCCCGCCCACAACCACGCCCGUUCCAGAAACCACUCUACAGGAGGUUACAAAACAGGAGGUGCCGCUGUCGUCGGAGCGCAGCAGCACCAUAGUGGGGCGCACGACGGAGACGGUGACGUUCCCCAUGCCGCCCAACCAGCCGCCCUCGCUGCGGUAUCACAUGAAGAAGCUCGCCAUCACCGCCGGCAAGGCCUUCAGAUACAUAAUCCCCGCGGACCUGUUCUCGGACCCGGAGGAGGGCAGCAACCUGACCUUCACGAUGUACGACGCGGACAACGUGCCUCUGCCGCCCUCCUCCUGGAUACAGUUCAUACCCGCCAAGAGGGAGGUGUACGGAUUACCUCUAGAAUCUCACGUAUCCAGAUGGAACUUCAGAGUCGAGGCUCAAGACAGCGAGGGGCUGGUGGCGCGAGGUCCGCUCGACAUCACGGUGCAGCAACACAAAGGCGGCCGGACCAUCAACCACCAGUUCAUCAUGCAGUUCAAACUGCUGAAGCAGUACACCAACACCAUCGACUGGCAGAUACGAGCCCUCGAGGGUAUCGUCAACCUCUUCAGGGAUACCGACAUGGACCAUCUGACGGUCCUCAAUGCCACCGUCACCGGAGACCUCUGCGAAUACGUCUGGACCAAUGACACUUUGCCUAAAGACCCUUCGUGUCCCAUGGACGAUAUUAAUAGGCUCAUGAAGAUAAUGGAAUCUGAUACGGAGCCUGGGGCGCCGUCGUUGGCGCUGACGCGCGCGAUGUCGCCGGAGCUGGGCGCGGCCGAUGCAAAUAUGAUGAAUUAG